GAACCAUCCAACAAUCCAACGGUAUAUCUUAUCUGGUUCGCGUUUGUUUUAGAUCCGAUUCCAUAGCUUGCUGGAUCCGCGAGCACCAACGUGCGUCAUUCACUUGUUGGUUGUUGGUAUCGCGGCAUGUUGCGAGAAAUCGAAAAAAAUCGAGAAAAAAAUACGUGAUUCGGGGGGUUCAAUGCCCACAACUUUUUGAGAAGAAAAAAAAAUGGCUGACUGUAAACACCAGAUUCCAACUUCCUUAAUUUCACAGUGUUUACCUGCCUACUACUGAAACAAAACAAUAAUAAUUACAAGAUACAUGUGGCCGUGUUGAUUGAAGCAUUGCUCCGAAUGCUCCAAUAUAGGUCUGUACGAAAUUGAACAUCUGAACAUUAUAAUGUAACGAAGAAUGUAGUGUUAAUUUAGUGGUAGUGGUGAAAUAGUUUGUACUGGUUUGUACAUGUUUGUAUCUCGGUUUCUAUCUAAGUUAUGUGCGAUGAAGUGAUAGUACAAAGCAGCAAUGAAGACAUGGAAUCACUUAUUCAAGAUGAAAUGAUCGACGAUGAAUUUUUCGAAACUACCAGGAGUGUAUUACAUAGAAAGAGUUCUUUAGCACUGACUCCAGAGGAAGAACCGUUGGAUAUCUAUAGGGCACCACAUGACGUGAAAUUCGGACAAAUAUUACCACCAACUAGAACUUUGAAGGUACUCACAGUUUUUUCGGGCCCGGACCAAGUCGCAGAGACGUUUCAAAAGGCUGCCGAAAAACUGAGCUUCGAAAUCACCACAUGCAACUCCGACAUAACGGCUCUGGAGGAGUACCAGCUGAAAUCGCACGACCUAGUUUUGGUGGACACUCGCUCCACCAAAGGAAUAGACUACGACACCCUAUGUCGGUCUAUAAGGAAUACCAGGGGCAACCAACACACAGUCAUAGUAGCUAUAGUUAAGAGAAAUGCAUUUGAAAAAGAUGACAAUACGAUUGUUCCUCUUCUGGAAUCCGGUUUUAAUAGGUGCCUCGUAGAGACCACCAACGUGGUGGCGUGCGUAAACGAGAUGAUCCUGCUGAGGCACAGCGACAUCCGGCCGAUGGCUCAGCACGCCACCUGUCAAGGCCUCUACGCCGCCUUGGAUAAGUGCAGAGACGUCGUCAUCGUCACAGACGACGCGUACAAAAUUCAGUAUAUUAAUCGAUCGUGCGAGAAGCAGCUCGGCGUGAGACAAGAGGAGGCUGUCGGCAGGAACUUGCACGAACAGUUGAUAAACGAUUACGUGCAAAUCAGCACGAUGGGAUCCUCAUUGUUGAGAGGUAGGGAAUGGAGCGGACCCAUGACACUGAAAAGGAAGUCCCUAGAUAAUAUAGUCACUACUUGUAAAGCCGUUUCUUUCUCUUCUUCGGGAAGAUUACCCACACAUUUCAUUCUCGUAUUCGACUUGGUGCCUACGGAUACGAACGUCCUAGCUCAAUCCAGAGGCAGCAUCCAUUCGAUCCGGAGAGGCUCAAACGAUGUCAGGAGCGUAGGUAGCGACUAUUUGCGUAGGACGUCCUUGGCCAAACUGAAUGCGUUGCCUAUAGAAGCACCAAUAACAAAAGUGAUAAGUCUGAUUGAUCAGGCUCGUGAUGGAGCCAACCAAAAUCCGACCGUCGUCCAACUGUUGGACAAAGUCGAGGACAUUCUCAAGAAUUCGGACAUGUACUCCACUCAUGUCAAAGAGGACUUGAAGAUGAGGACGGACGAACCGGUGGUUUCGGACUUGAUAACGGCCUUGUUGUCGAGGCAGCCACAACCUACUUUUUCGGCAUCUUCGAGGCGAAGCAGCAACGAUUCUGCAGUAUUUAGGCCUUCUAGAGCUGGAAUGGUCAAGGUCCCGGCUGCCUUGAAAGACCUGUUGGAAUCCUCGCUGGCGUGGGAAUUCGACAUAUUCCGGCUGGAAGAGCUGACCAAAAGAAGGCCUCUGCAGCAUCUCGGCAUGUCGCUGUUCAAUCACUUCGAGGUGGCGGCGGUGCUGAACUGCGACGAGAAAACGUUGUUCAAUUGGCUGACCGUCAUCGAGGCCAACUAUCACGCCACAGCAGGUUUCCUGGAGAAGGAACGCAUGAAGUCCAUCAUGGAGCAGCUGGAUGAGGCGACCAGCUUGAUAGCGGCUGCCGCCCAUGACGUCGACCAUCCGGGAAAAUCCAGCGCUUUCCUAUCAAACGCCGACAGUCCGUUGGCCAUCCUCUACAAUGACGUCACCGUGCUUGAGUCACACCACGCCGCGCUCACCUUCAAACUCACCUUAGGUGAUGAGAGAAUAAACAUCUUUAAGAAUCUGGACAGAGAGACGUACAAGAUAGCGAGAUCGAACGUGAUAGACAUGAUCCUAGCAACAGAAAUGACAAAACACUUUGAGCACUUGGCCAAAUUCGUGAACGUAUUCUGUACGAAAUCGUCCAGCUCCGAAUUAGAAGGCGACGGCGAUUUCCUGCCCCUCUCCCUCCCCGAGAACGUCACCCUCGUCAAGCGCAUGAUGAUCAAGUGCUCGGACGUUUCGAACCCGACGCGCCCCCUCAGGCUGUGCGUCGAGUGGGCGCGCCGCAUCACCGAGGAGUACUUCCAUCAAACCGACGACGAGAAGGCGAAAGGGCUGCCCGUGGUGAUGCCCAUGUUCGACCGGUUCACCUGCUCCAUACCCAAGUCGCAGAUCGGCUUCGUGGAUUACAUCAUCAACGAUAUGUUCGAGGCUUGGAACGGUGAGUAUAUGGAGAGAUCUAGGCUAUUGAGGUGUUCAUUUGGUCUAGCUGGUGCUACUGUUGUUAGCUCCUGUUGCUCUAGCAGAAGUAUCCUUUGA
Phaedon cochleariae (mustard beetle) is the source of this 2817-nucleotide messenger RNA. Lineage: Eukaryota; Metazoa; Arthropoda; Insecta; Coleoptera; Chrysomelidae. The record is from the annotation of a GenBank genome assembly.